UUCCCUUUAUUAUAAUCACAGGCAACCAAAUUAAGUAAUGUCCCCCCAGCGCUGCCACCGUUUCUCAUCCUUCCCUUCUUGCUUCGGCCGUUCCGCCACCGCAGACGACCAUCAGACGCCGGUUUCUCCGCUGCAAAAGUCAGGUAAAAUUAACUUCGCCGCCACAAGUCUCUACAACACAAAGCUAGGCCUGUUUUCCCUUACCUGGUCCUGCACCUUCCUCGGCCACUCCCUCCGCCUCCAACUCCACCCUUCCUCCCACUGCUCUCCCUCUUCUCCUCUCUCUAUUCAUCCCUCCCUUUCCAACUCCACCCUCCAUUUUCUUCUCAAUUUCGAUUCUUUUUCUUUUUGGAAGAAAAAUGGUUGUAAAAAGCUCAGCUGUUCAUCAGUCCCUAACGUUAAGGUAUUCUGGGACUUUUCCCGGGCAAAGUUCGGAUCCGGGCCUGAGCCCGAAUCCGGGUUCUUUGUUGCUGCUGUUGUUGAUGGCGAAAUGAUGCUUCUUGUUGGUGAUGCUAUCAAAGAAGCUUAUUCCAGAACUAGAGCUAAAAGGUGUAGGAGAAGCCAAGGUCAUGUUUCGAGAAGAGAGCAUGUAUUUGGCAACCAAGUGUACAAUACAAAGUUAAGAUCCGGAGGCAAAGAGAGGGAGAUUUCGAUUGAUUGUCAGGUAAACGACGAUGCGAAGCUCUGUUUCAGCGUCGAUAACGAAAGGGUACUGCAAAUAAAGCGGCUUAAAUGGAAAUUUAGAGGCAAUGAGAGGAUCGAAGUUGAUGGGGUUUCGAUACAAGUCUCGUGGGACGUUUAUAAUUGGCUGUUCGAUAAGGAUUUGAGCAAUGGGCAGGCGGUUUUCGUGUUAAAGUUCGUGAAAGAAGGCUCUGAGAUCGUGGAAGGUGAUCAUCAUCGGCAGGAAAAGGAUGUAAAGAAGGGUGUCGUUUUGUGGCAACAAAGUUGUAGUAGUGUUGGCAAUAAUGGCAUUGAAUUGAGAAAGAGGAGGAGAAGCUUAUUGAGGACUGCUAGAAGCUCAUCGUCGUCUUCGAUAUCGAUGUCGUCGGCUUCAUCGGGAUCUAGCUCGUCGGUGAUGGAGUGGGCAAGCGUGGAGGAGAGUGGUUUAAGUGCUCCCACUGGCUUCUCCUUGGUCGUUUAUGCAUGGAGAAAGUGAAAGAUUCCAAUUUUCAAUUAUCACUAACCCAUUUGUAGAACUAGAAACUAUAGUUAUUAUCAUUAGAUAGAUAGAUAUAUAUAACCAUUUCCAUUCGGACUUAAUGAAUUGUGUAGUUUGGUUGUAGUCAAAGAAGACAUACAGAUUUAAUAAGAAGAAGCAAUUCCCUUCCCUUUC
Hibiscus syriacus is the source of this 1333-nucleotide messenger RNA. RefSeq lists its product as uncharacterized. The transcript has a single exon. The record is from RefSeq and is a predicted model, not a curated record. Bases 38 to 1156 code for a protein of 372 amino acids. NCBI's taxonomy places the organism in Eukaryota, Viridiplantae, Streptophyta, Magnoliopsida, Malvales, Malvaceae.